Arabidopsis arenosa is the source of this 1253-nucleotide messenger RNA. NCBI's taxonomy places the organism in Eukaryota, Viridiplantae, Streptophyta, Magnoliopsida, Brassicales, Brassicaceae. The record is from the annotation of a GenBank genome assembly.
GGAUGAGUGGGAUAUAAGGAGGGUGUUCUGCAUCACAGUGGAUAAUGCUACAGCUAACAGCUCUACAAUGACUAAAUUCAAGAAAGCAAUGAAGCUGAUUGGAGAUGAUGCAUUGGUACUGAAAGGUGAAUAUAUGCACUUAAGGUGUGCUGCUCACAUCCUGAAUUUAGUUGUAAAGAAAGGUAUGCAUGAAGUGAAUAAUAGUGUGGAUGGUAUUCGCAAUGGGGUUCAGUAUGUGAGGUCUUCAACAAAUAGACUCAAAUCAUUUGAUUUGCAUUGUGAUGCUAGAAGGAUAAAAAGAGGUAGCUUGCCUUUAGAUGUGAAGACCAAAUGGAACUCUACUUAUCUCAUGCUAGAACAAGCUGUGAAGUUUAGGGUUGCUUUUGAGGAAAUGGAGGCUGAGGAUAAACCCUACAAUGACUACUUUGAGGAAAAGCUCUACAGUGAGAUAGUCAACAUUGCUAGAAACCUAACUCCCUUAAACACAGAUAAAAAGUCUGAUGAAGAGCUUAAAAAGAAAGCAUUAGCAAUGUUAGGAAAGCUGAAGAAAUAUUGGGAUCCGUUUGGUGAUCAAGUUGAAAUGAAUAAGUUGGUGAUGGUUGCUAGUGUUUUUGACCCUAGAAAGAAGAUGAAAUUUGCUGAGCUCUGCUUUGCUAAGAUGAUUUGUAUGAUGAGUGAUUCAAUGGCAUCUUCUCAGUUACAAGGAGCGUGUUCUCAGUCCCAAGAGCAAGUUGAAACAGUCGUGGGUAAUGGUCUUAUAUUAGAGGAUAUAGAAAACUUAUUUGAUGUUAUUGUGAAAGAAACAUGUAUUCAUAAAUCAUCUAAUGAGUUGGAUUUAUACUUGAAUGAGGUUGUGGAGACUCCACAAAUUCUAAAAGGAAUAGAGUAUGAUGUCUUGUCAUGGUGGAAGCUCAACAGUGGGAAGUUUCCAGUUCUUUCUCUAAUAGCUAAGGAUAUAUUCGCUAUGCAAGUGUCUUCUGUGGCAUCAGAAUCUGCAUUUAGCAUUGGUGGUAGAGUGUUAGAUCCAUUCAGAAGCUGCUUAACACAUUACAUGAUAGAAGUGUUGAUGUGCACCGAGCAAUGGUUAAAAUCUGAGAUUCGUAUCAAUGAAAGAGGAGUGUCAACAAUUCAUGAACUGCUUGCAGAUCAAGUGGAAGAAGAUGAGCUUAUGAGAGAGUUUGAACCUGAAUUCCACAUCCAUGGUUUUGAAUGAUUAAGGAGAGAAAGAUUCAAAACAAAGUCAUCACUCAUCA